AUGACGAUGUGGAAGAAUGCGAAGCAACUGGUUCCAAAGAAUGAAAAGGUCUCCAUGAAAGAAAUUUCUCAAGAUGAUAAGCACAAAGUGGCUAGAUAUACCUUGAAUAAUUCUUGUGGACCUCAAGAUGGCUUCGGGAGAGUCUUGCUCCUGGUCGGAGCUAGCGGAUCAGGGAAGAGCACGAUGGUGAAUGGGUUGGUGAAUUUCCUCAUGGGCGUGAAAUGGCAAGAUGACCGACGAUUCGAGAUAGACAUGACAUCCACUGUGAGUGGGGAGGAGAGUUAUGCAAGUCAAACCAAAUGGGUCACGGGAUACACGCUCAAGAGUCCAGAGCACGGAAUCAUGACCAUCGUGGACACACCUGGUUUUGCGGAUACAGGAGGCAUGGACACGGAUGCCUUCAUCCCCAAGCAGAUUCGGGCCUUUUUCAAGGUCAACGGUAUGAAAGAGUUAUGUGGGGUUGGGAUCGUCGUCCCGGCAGCGCAGUCGAGGUUGACCCCAGCUGAAAAAUACGUCUAUCAUUCCUGCCUGAGGAUGUUCGGGAAAGAUGUGACCGACAACUUCUAUGUCAUCUUCACCUUCUCGGAUCCAAGUGAACCGCCGGCCUUACAGGCCAUCAAGGCGGAGAACAUUCCAUAUCGAGACUAUUUCCAGGUGAACAAUUCUGCACUGUAUUCGGCCAAUACAUCUAAAAAGGACACGAUCUUCACCAAACUCUAUUGGGAUAUGGGAGUGCGGGGAUUCGGGAAAUUAUGCACUAGUCUGUCCAGGAUUAAACCCAGUCGGCAUUCGAAAGUACAAGAAAAGCUCCACGAUGCUCAGCUGACGCUGAACAGAACCUUAAAGGAAUUGAACGAUUCAUUACUUCGACUUAGCGAACGCAGUAUGAAAUCCUCGGCCAUGACAGUGAUGGACUACAUCCAGCUCCACAUCGACGCAGAACAUCAAGAGAGAAAACCUGGCUUUCAAGAGAGGCUCAAGGUCCUGAUUGAAGCAAAGUUACAAGCAGAAAAAAUUUGUGGAACAGAGGGUUUCCCAGAACAGAUGAGGAAGAAUGCAGAACUGCAGAACAGAAUCGUCCCCAUGAUGGAACUCUCUCGAGAUGACAGACACAAAAUAGCCAGAUAUAUUUUGAACAAUUCCUGUGGAUCGCGAGAUGGUUUCGGCCGGGUCUUGAUUCUGGUUGGAGCCAGUGGAUCAGGAAAGAGCACGAUGGUGAACGGGUUGGUGAAUUUCCUCAUGGGCGUGAAAUGGGAAGAUGAUAGACGGUACGAGAUCGACAUGACAUCCGCCGUGAGUGGGGAAGAGAGUCAUGCAAGUCAAACCAAAUGGGUCACUGGAUACACGAUCAAGAGUCCGGAAUACGGGAUCAUGACCAUCGUGGACACACCUGGUUUUGCGGAUACGGGAGGCAUGGACACGGAUGCCUUCAUCCCCAAGCAGAUUCGGGCCUUUUUCAAGGUCAACGGUAUGAAAGAGUUAUGUGGGGUUGGGAUCGUCGUCCCGGCAGCGCAGUCGAGGUUGACCCCAGCUGAAAAAUACGUCUAUCAUUCCUGCCUGAGGAUGUUCGGGAAAGAUGUGACCGACAACUUCUUUAUCGUCUUCACCUUCUCGGACUCAGGUGAACCGCCGGCCUUACAGGCCAUCAAGGCGGAGAACAUUCCAUAUCGAGACUAUUUCCAGGUGAACAAUUCUGCACUGUAUUCGGCCAAUAUAUCUAAAAAGGACACGAGCUUCACCAAACUCUAUUGGGAUAUGGGAGUGCGGGGAUUCGGGAAAUUAUGCACUAGCCUGUCCAGGAUUAAACCCGUUAGUUUGGCAUUAACGACUGAGGUCAUGGCGGAACAAGAUGCCCUCGACGAAAAAGUCUCCAAACUCAAGCUUCAACUUCAGAAGAUUUUCCAGGAGUUGGUGGAUCUGCAGAAUCAGGAGACGGACCUUUCACUGAAUCAUUACAGGCCAAGUGCCCGGAGGAGUCGGUAUCCAAAAGUGAAUGAAAAUCUCCGUGAGGCUCAGGAGACACUGAACAGAACCUUAAAGGAAUUGAACGAUUCAUUACUUCGACUUAGCGAACGCAGUAUGAAAUCCUCGGCCAUGACAGUGAUAGAUUACAUUCAGCUACUCAUUGACGCAGAACUCCAAGUGAGAAAUCCUGGCUUUCAAGGAAGGCUCAAUGUCCUAAACGCAGCAAAACUACAAGCUGAAGAAAUUUGUGGAGAGAAUCGUUUCGCAGACACGAGGUGGGAAAAUGCAGAACUGCAGAAGAAUAGAAUCGUCCCCAUGAAGGAACUCUCUCGAGAUGACAGACACAAAAUAGCCAGAUAUAUUUUGAACAAUUCCUGUGGAUCGCGAGAUGGUUUCGGCCGGGUCUUGAUUCUGGUUGGAGCCAGUGGAUCAGGAAAGAGCACGAUGGUGAACGGGUUGGUGAAUUUCCUCAUGGGCGUGAAAUGGGAAGAUGAUAGACGGUACGAGAUCGACAUGACAUCCGCCGUGAGUGGGGAAGAAAGUCAUGCAAGUCAAACCAAAUGGGUCACUGGAUACACGAUCAGGAGUCCGGAAUACGGGAUCAUGACCAUCGUGGACACACCUGGUUUUGCGGAUACGGGAGGCAUGGACACUGAUGCCUUCAUCCCCAAGCAGAUUCGGGCCUUUUUCAAGGUCAAC
Molecule: messenger RNA, 2664 nt
Organism: Darwinula stevensoni
Lineage: Eukaryota; Metazoa; Arthropoda; Ostracoda; Podocopida; Darwinulidae
Source: the annotation of a GenBank genome assembly